CUUCUUUUGUUGAAAAGUCUGCCUCUUUCUCUCUUCUUUAUAAAUCCCACACACACUGAUCCUUAGUCCAUAAGCAAAUAUCAAAGCCAAAAAAAAUAAAUACAAUAAUCUCAUUCUUUCUCUCUCUAUCAUUCUAAAGAUGGAGAAGAAUAUACCAAUAAGCAAGAAGCUAUGGAACAUCGUACGUUUUGUCAUGUACAUGUUACACAAAGGCAUUUCUAAGCAAAAGCUCCUCGCUGACUUUAACGCUACUCUCAAACGAGGUAAGAAUCUCAUGUUCCACAACCGCCGCCGCGUCCCAGCAGCCUCAACCGUCACGUCGGCCCUGCCGCGGAAAGAAUACGAGUUUAGCUGCAGCGACACUCCUAACUACUCAUUCCCCUUUAACAUUGCCGCUUUCAAGAAGAAGAAUCACCACAACAGCCUCUUCUCUUGUGGCCAUGCGCCACCGACCCUCGACGACGACACUUCCGCCUCCAGAGCCGUCCUUGAGCUGCUGAACGGCGUGGGAGAUCAUGACCAGCAGGGAAGUAACACGCCGGGGGCUUUGUCCAUUGAGGCCUUGACGGCGUUAUCUCCUUACUUGUCAGGGUUUGGACGGAGUAGUCCGUCGGUGAGGCCUUUACGGGUAACGGACUCACCGUUUCCGCUACGGGAAGAUGGUGACGUGACUAACGGACAUGUUGACAAAGCAGCCGAUGCGUUUAUAAAGAAGUUUUACAAGAACUUGAAUCAGCAGAAGAAGAUGAUUGAGUUCUCACCUAAUUAAUAUUUUCUCUUUUUGGCUGAUUUAGUUCCGAAGUUGUAAUAAUAUUCUUGGUUGGAGGGUGGGGAUUAUUUUCUCAUUUCUUGAUUAAAAAAUCAGAUCAUCAUGAAUAAAAUUUAUUCGGGU
Camelina sativa (false flax) is the source of this 892-nucleotide messenger RNA. RefSeq lists its product as uncharacterized. NCBI's taxonomy places the organism in Eukaryota, Viridiplantae, Streptophyta, Magnoliopsida, Brassicales, Brassicaceae. The record is from RefSeq and is a predicted model, not a curated record.